Molecule: messenger RNA, 2371 nt
Organism: Dioscorea cayenensis subsp. rotundata (Guinea yam)
Lineage: Eukaryota; Viridiplantae; Streptophyta; Magnoliopsida; Dioscoreales; Dioscoreaceae
Product: subtilisin-like protease 4
Exons: 2
Coding region: 22-2250 (742 amino acids)
Biological process (GO): proteolysis
Molecular function (GO): serine-type endopeptidase activity
Source: RefSeq, a predicted model, not a curated record
UUCAAUUCAAUUUUGUUCAUCAUGAAACUACUUGUCAUUCUUCUCCUUUUCCAUACCACUUUUCUUAUGAUCAAUGGCCAAAUUUCAUCAAUAACUAAUACUCAUCACGAGACCUACAUUGUCCAUGUUCAAAAGCCGAAGAAUGUCAAGUCACUUAGAUCCACCGAUUUGCUUAGUUGGUACAUGUCCUUCUUGCCUACGAAGACAUUAGCCUCCGGCGAGUCACGAAUAGUCUAUGCUUAUCAAACAGCAAUCACCGGCUUUGCAGCAAGACUAACAAAGGAAGAAGUAAAGGCCAUGGAGACUAAGGAAGGAUUCAUCCAUGCCACAAAAGAAAGAAUGCUUUAUCUUCAUACAACCCAUAUAAAUGAUUUUCUCGGUCUCAAUCAAGGCACUUGUCUCCAAAGAGAUACAUAUUUGGGAAAAGGACUCAUCAUUGGAAUGUUGGACACCGGUGUGUUACCUAACCAUCCGUCUUUUAAAGAUAGUGGUUUACCGCACCCUCCCACAAAAUGGAAGGGGCAUUGUGACUUUAAACCAACCACAUGCAACAACAAGCUCAUCGGAGCAAGAUCCUUCCAACGCGGAAAUAAGGAUUUACCCUACGACGCCAUCGGGCAUGGCACACACACCGCAAGCAUUGCUGCAGGAGGAUUUGUCAAAGAUGCACAAGUUCUUGGGAAUGCGAAAGGCACAGUCUCCGGUGUUGCCCCAAAUUGUCACUUAGCCAUAUAUAAAGUAUGUCAUUCUAGUGUGUGUGGGUCAACUGAUGUCCUCGCCGGAAUAGACCAAGCAAUGGAUGACGGAGUGGAUGUUAUUUCAUUAUCAUUCGGUGGUGGUGCAGUGCCAUUCUAUGAUGAUGCUGUGGCCAUCGGAGCAUUAGCUGCGGUGGAGAAAGGGAUAAUUGUGACAUCUUCGGCAGGAAAUUCUGGGCCGACUAAAGGUACAAUAGAAAAUGAUUCACCAUGGUUGAUUACCGUCGGAGCAAGCACCAUGGAUAGAAUGAUAAGAGCCAGAGUCAAGCUUGGCAACAAUGAAGAACUCAUUGGAGAAUCUGCUUACCAUCCCUCUGGCUUCACCUCCGGCUUUCUUCCCAUCGUUUACCCUGGUCGGCACGGAAGUUCUAGAGCUAAAGCUUGUAGUGAUGGCUCACUCAGUCGAUUAAACAUUAAAGGAAUGGUAGUGCUUUGUCACAAUUCUGGAGCUAACACCACCGUCGAAAAAGGCAUUGUCGUGAAAAAAGCAGGAGGAGUAGCAAUGAUACUAAUAAACGAAGAAGAUCAGAAUAUGACCACCCGCGCCGCUGCUCAUGUCCUCCCUGCAGCACAUGUUAGCUACUUUGACGGCAGAAGAAUUUUAGCUUAUGCUCUCUCGAAAACAAACCCAACCGUAACUAUAAUUUUUGAUGGUACAUUAUAUGGCAUCUCUCCGGCACCGUCGGUAGCUUCAUUUUCCUCCAGAGGUCCAAGUUCUAUAAAUGAAGGUGUGUUGAAGCCAGACAUAAUUGCCCCCGGCGUAAAUAUCCUUGCUGCAUGGCCAUCUCCGGUAGGGCCGCUUUCAUUAGAAUCACCGAUGAACUCCACCAUAACUUCUAUGGCAUUCAACAUAGUCUCUGGCACAUCACUAUCCUCUCCGGUCAUCGCCGGAGUUACUACAUUGCUCAAAAUUGCUCACCCGGAUUGGUCUCCAGCCGCAAUCAAAUCAGCAAUCAUGACAACAGCCGACACUCUAGACCGUGAUGGCUUACCGAUAUCGGAUUUGUAUUCCAUGGGUGCUGGACACAUUAAUCCAACAAAUGCUAAUGACCCAGGACUUGUUUACGACAUCGUUGAAGAUGAUUAUAUUGCUUAUCUUUGCGGGUUGGGUUACACUGACAAGCAAGUUUCCGUUGUGGCUCGCCGGAUAAUAGAAUGUGCUAGCAUUGAUCCUAUAAAUGCAGAGGAGCUAAACUAUCCAUCGGUAUCUGUGGCAUUAGGAUCAAAAGCAGAGAAGACGAUAACUCGGUGGGUGAUGAAUGUCGGAGAAUCAGAGUCGUUGUACUCGGUGCAGAUAAAAAGACCAGAAGGGGUAGAAGUGAGUGUUUAUCCAGAGAAGUUAAGCUUCUCUAAGAUGAACCAGACGUUAAGUUUUAGUCUCUACUUCAGCUCCGGUGAUGUCGGUGCAAUGAGGGGAGGUGCUAGUGAAGGAUACUUGAGAUGGGUUUCAAACAAGCACAUUGUGAGAAGCCCCAUAUUAGUUACAUUCACUUAAAGCCCAAGGGUGUUUUUUGUCUUCUUAUUUUUGGGGUAAAUAAGUGUGGGAUGAAUCCCUUGUGGGAUAAGUCUCAGACACAUUUUGUUAUUUUUGUUUGUGUUAAUAUUUCUUAUUAUUA